Molecule: messenger RNA, 591 nt
Organism: Meloidogyne enterolobii
Lineage: Eukaryota; Metazoa; Nematoda; Chromadorea; Rhabditida; Meloidogynidae
Source: the annotation of a GenBank genome assembly
AUGGGUGUUCAUAUUUGCCCUUCUGACGAAGAAAAUGUUGAACUUCAACGAAUGAUAAGUGAAAUUAAACGAAGAGCACUUGAAACUAGUGAACCUGCUAGCGUUUUGAGGGAAUAUACUAUUCAAAGUUCGCCUGCAGAACUUGUAUCUUUAUUGCCUAGUAAAGAUGCUGUUAGAAAGAUUGUGCAACGUGUAAGAAAAGAAAGACCACCUUCAAUGGCUGCUAAAACUUGCAAAUUUGAACAAAUUUAUGGGGGAGAAGAGAUUAAAGACGAACGUUAUAUACCUGAAAAUGUUGAAGAACAUGAUUAUGAACAACCGAAUUUUCCGAAACGUAUAAUUAGAAAACAUGAUAUUUAUAAUGUUGGUUCGACUAGUGCUGAAGAGUUUGAAUCUGCAAUACGUACUUCCACAUUAAAUGCGGAAGCCGACGCUUUUGGUGCGCACGUUGCUGACUUUCUUCGAAAUUUGUCACCAUCUUGUAUGUAUAGAAUGAAGAUUAAAUUUGAACGUUUGAUGCAAUCAAGUAUGCCUAGAAUUGAAGAAAUUGAAGGAAAAUUUUGAAAAUUAAAUUUAUUUUUGUGUUUGAAA